GUGUGUGUAAGUCUCUGUAUCUCUGCAAUGUUCUCCUGCCGCUCUCUCCUGCUUCAGCUGCUCAGUGUCUGCAGCCUGACUGCUCCCUCACUGGCUCUGCCCUUUGAGCAGAGAGGAUUCUGGGACUUUGCUAUGGAUGGAGAAGUGGGAGAUCUGACAACGGUAAUGAUGAGAGAUGAAGAGGGUUCAGCUGUAGAGGAGCUGCCACCAGAUGUGUCCUUAUGCCCCUUUGGAUGCCAUUGUCAGCUCAAUGUGGUGCAAUGCUCAGACCUAAGUUUGACUGCAGUGCCCAAGGAAAUUCCCAGAGACACCAAACUCCUGGACCUACAGAACAACCGCAUCACAGAACUGAAGGAGAAUGACUUCAAAGGACUUACAAACCUCUAUGCUCUGUCACUGGUCAACAACAAGAUCUCCAAAGUCCACCCGCGAGCCUUCACACCCCUCCUACACUUAAAAAAGCUUUAUUUUUCCCGUAACCUCCUGACAGUGGUACCCAAGAACCUUCCCCCGUCCCUGGUGGAGCUGCGCAUUCAUGAGAACCGUAUUAAGAAGGUUGCAGAAGGAACGUUCUCUGGUCUGGGCAGCAUGAACUGCAUUGAGAUGGGCGGAAACCCUAUUCAGAACAGCGGCUUUGAGCCUGGUGCUUUUAAAGGCCUGAAACUCAACUACCUGCGCAUCUCUGAGUCCAAACUCACUGGAAUACCAAAAGACCUCCCUGACAGUCUUCAUGAGCUCCACUUGGACAAUAACCAGAUCCAGGCCAUUGAACUAGAGGACCUGAGCCGCUAUAAACCCCUGUACAGGUGAAGCCACUCAUGACUC
Molecule: messenger RNA, 825 nt
Organism: Sinocyclocheilus grahami
Lineage: Eukaryota; Metazoa; Chordata; Actinopteri; Cypriniformes; Cyprinidae
Product: biglycan-like
Exons: 5
Coding region: 28-810 (260 amino acids)
Molecular function (GO): protein binding
Source: RefSeq, a predicted model, not a curated record